Molecule: messenger RNA, 660 nt
Organism: Neohortaea acidophila
Lineage: Eukaryota; Fungi; Ascomycota; Dothideomycetes; Mycosphaerellales; Teratosphaeriaceae
Product: S-adenosyl-L-methionine-dependent methyltransferase
Exons: 1
Coding region: 1-660 (219 amino acids)
Source: RefSeq, a predicted model, not a curated record
AUGUCUGACCCCUCCACCACGGCAUCCGGCCAGAGCAACCAAUACUUGCAACGAGCAUACAAGUUGAAGGAUGCAGAUGAAGCAAGGGACCUGUACGACGAGUGGGCCACAUCCUACGAUCACGACCUCCGCGCCUCGGAUUACGAGUCGCCCCAACGCACCGUAGAUGCCGUGGUUGCCAACAUCUCCGACAUCGCGGGAACGAUCAAAAUACUAGAUGCUGGCUGCGGCACUGGACUGGUUGGAGAGUGCUUCGCGAGCUCGAAACUGGCCGGUCGAUGCACCGUCGAUGGAAAAGACCUCUCCAAUAGCAUGGUGGAGGUCGCGCGAGCCAAAGGGGUGUAUCGGGAUCUGGAAGUGGCCAACUUGAACGAACGUCUUAAUCACGCCGAUGGCAGCUACCACGUCGUUACUUGCACGGGAACUUUGACAAAGGGACAUGUGGGAGCGACGGUCUUUAAAGAGUUCGCUAGAGUGACUUCCAUGGGCGGGAUCAUUGUUGCCACUGUGCAUGAUGAGAUCUUCGAGAGCAACGGGUAUCAAAGUGAAGUGAAGUCGUUGGCAGCGCGGAAUGUCAUGGAGAUCGUGAGCACGGAUGACUUUGGGAUCGUCAAGGGGCAGACAAAAGGGGGGAGGAUGGUAGUGCUCAGGAAGUUGUAG